AUGCUGAUUGAAAAUGGCAUCCUCGCCGACUUGUCCUCCGAGGGCGGCGAGUCGGCGGCCGUGAAUGGUGCAAAGGAUCGCCUCAAGUCUGCUCAAGAUGCCGUCAACUCGCAACGCAGAGAUCUCGAUUCCCACAACGAAGACUUGAACAAGGAGUACGGUCCCGACGGAGUCUUCCGUGCUCUCAAGGGUCAAUGUAUCUCUGUUGACUCUGGCGAAUACACCUACGAACUCUGCUUCAUGGAACACACCACUCAAAAGUCCAAGAAGGGCGGCAGCAGCACUCGCAUGGGCAACUUUGUCCGCUUCGACAAGAUCACCGUUGACGAAGAAGUAUCUGCUGAUGGCAAGGGCCUUGGCUCUGGCGAGCGCAUUGCCAUGAGACAUGAAAACGGACAGCACUGCUGGAACGGUCCCAACCGUAGCACCACUGUCGUCUUGGGCUGCGCCGAACAAAACGAGAUCUGGAAGGUCUUCGAGGAGGAAAAGUGUGUUUAUCGUAUGGAAGUUGGCACACCUGCUGUCUGUGAGGCUCUCAAGCAGGCAGAAGUCGUCAAGGAUGAGUUGUAG
Messenger RNA from Aureobasidium uvarum, 570 nucleotides. NCBI's taxonomy places the organism in Eukaryota, Fungi, Ascomycota, Dothideomycetes, Dothideales, Saccotheciaceae. The record is from the annotation of a GenBank genome assembly.